Nymphaea colorata (pocket water lily) is the source of this 1897-nucleotide messenger RNA. Its product is annotated as probable serine/threonine-protein kinase PBL17. The transcript is spliced from 6 exons. Gene Ontology annotation, molecular function: ATP binding; protein kinase activity. NCBI's taxonomy places the organism in Eukaryota, Viridiplantae, Streptophyta, Magnoliopsida, Nymphaeales, Nymphaeaceae. The coding region runs from base 472 to 1842 and encodes 456 amino acids. The record is from RefSeq and is a predicted model, not a curated record. Gene Ontology annotation, biological process: protein phosphorylation.
GCUCCCCACUCCCUCCAUUAUAUAACCGACGAAAAGCAGCCAGGCUUUGCCAUUCAUUGUCGUCAUCCCCCGACCCUGUCCAGUUUCCUCCCCGGACAACCUCUAUCCGGCGAAGACAUCGGGCUGCUGUCAUCCUUCCGGCGAGCUUUAACUCACCCACUAUCGUCCGGAAGGUUUCUGCACUCCCCUCCUAGAUUAGUUCGACCCCCUGAAGCAGCAUUCCUUUCCCCUUUCUUUCUCUCCUCCUCCUCCAUUUCCCGGCCACAGACCGAUACGAGCGUACGACGCGUCCGGUGGUUGCCUUACGCCUGUUCUUGGAAACACGCUUGAGCCUUCAGCCGGCCGAAAAACCUCGGUCUAGUCUUGGUUGACUAGUGGAUCUCGCCGGGGACCCGCUCCUCCGGCGCGUACCGGUGAAGUCGAGGAUGGAAGGAUGAUAUUUCCGUUCGGCGAGGAGGAUCCCGAUCGGCGAUGGGCGGCUGCGUCAGCAUAGAGGAAGGAGGAGCAGCAGGGAUCAAGCCCCAGAAACCUCAAUCUUCACCAGUGCCCGGUCAGAAUGCAUCUGUGACUAGCAAUGCUGAAAAUCCACCGGCUGCACUGAGAGAUGUUGAAGACUUCGGGCAGUUUAGUGGAUAUGAUGCUCAUGUGUUUACUUAUACAGAGAUGAGGAUAGCUACUAAGAAUUUCAGGCCAGAUCAGAUACUUGGAGAAGGUGGCUUUGGGUUUGUAUACAAAGGAUUGAUUGAUGAGACUGUAAGGCUUGGGUUCAAGUCCAUGCAAGUUGCAGUUAAGGAGCUCAAUCCUGAAGGGUUGCAGGGUGAUCGAGAGUGGCUGGCUGAGAUAAACUAUCUUGGACAGCUCAGUCAUCCAAAUCUGGUGAAACUUGUUGGGUACUGCUGUGAGGAUGAUCACAGGUUGCUGGUUUAUGAGUAUAUGGCAAGUGGAAGCCUGGAAAAACACCUUUUUCGACGUGUUUGUGUUACAAUGCCUUGGCCUGUUAGAAUGAAGAUUGCACUGGGUGCAGCUAGAGGACUUGCCUUCCUUCAUGGAGCAGAAAGACCUAUUAUUUAUCGUGAUUUCAAGACAUCAAACAUCUUACUAGAUGAGGAUUUCAAUGCCAAACUAUCUGACUUUGGUCUUGCUAAAGAUGGGCCAAUGGGAGACCAAACACAUGUCUCCACACGUGUACUGGGAACUUAUGGAUAUGCAGCUCCCGAAUAUGUGAUGACUGGCCAUUUGACCGCUCGAAGUGACGUCUAUGGUUUUGGGGUUGUUCUCCUUGAGAUGCUAAUUGGGAGAAAAGCAUUUGAUAAGAGCAGGCCAAGUAGGGAACACAACCUGGUUGAGUGGGCUAGGCCUCUUCUAAAUCACAGCAGGACGCUGCUAAAGAUCAUUGACCAAAGAAUGGAAGGUCAGUACGCGGUUAAAAGUGCACAAAAGGUCGCCCGCUUGGCCUAUGUCUGCCUCAGCCAGAAUCCAAGGGGAAGGCCUACCAUGAAAGAAGCUGUUGAAAUCUUGGAGACCCUUCAAGAGUCAGAGAACAAUCAGGUGAAUGCACCUCCCCCCAAUGGGGGCAGUGGUACAACUCUUUAUGAAGGUAAUAAAGAUUCUUCUGGAAAUGGUGUUGUGAGAAAGAAACUGCCAGAUAAACCUUCUGAUCAUGCAAACAAUGAUGCACAUAGACCACAUAGACUAAAACCAGCUGAUCCUAAAGGCAACCAUGAGAUUCCAUAUGAUGAUGUGCAUGGUCGGUCAGAUGAAUGUAACCUGCGGAAGUCAUAUCCUGUUAGAAAUGGUAUCAAAAAACCAUCAGUGGAGGAGUCUGUGUUGUAUAAGAUUUGAUGCAAUGCAACUCUAUUUAUAAGUUUUUUGGCAUGUGUUUGCAUAGUUUCUGAAA